GUGGACAUUGCAUGGGAAUCUGAAUGUUUGAUUUGCACCAGUUUUGUCACCACUGGAAAAGGGUAUCAGCAACAUCGGUGUCAGAGCUUCCCGUCCUCAUCAGUUUUCGCAUUCAACUCCAACGAUUUCAAAGACUCGGCGGAUUCUACAAAAAACAUCAAUGCUUUUCAGAAGGCUGCAUCUAGCGAUCCUCUCUUCAAUGACGACUCGGAGACGCCCGACUUUGGGGAAGACCUGACGAGUGAAGUUGCUCUUUUUCACGCCUGUGAACAUCUCAUUGGCGAAUUGGAAGCCUCAACUUUCUCCUCUCGCCUCUCUAACGCCCUGCAUUACACCGAGAAGGUGCUUGUAGACGCCAACAAUUUACAGUCAUUUGAUCAUCCUUUUCCGCUACCCCGUACCGUCCCCAACCUUCCACGCUUUUCCUCUCUCCAAAACGUAACCACUCCGCAAACGUUACACCGCUGUCACCGCCGAGUUAGAUCUCUUGAUUGUCAUCUCGACUCUUAUCCAGAUGGCAGUUCAUUCGAUGAUAUGUUGGUCGAUUGCCCCAAUGAGGUCCUCGAACCUUGUCAGACGUCCCUCGUGGCUGGUGGUCUCGUUCGUGCGGCAAGCAAGCUCUACUUGCGUCGUGGUUCAUGUUCAACGAGGAUCCAUAUUUUUAAAUUCUUCCUUGUCGAUAGACUUGGACUUCCAAAAAUUCUGAGUUUCUCCUCACUCUGUGAGCCGGGGUCCCUUAUGAAGUCCAGACAAAUCAACAACAGCAGUGGACUUGAUCCACUUUUGCCAUCCAGGACACCGCCAUUGGCUACUACCUCUAAUCAGCGUCAUUUGCCAGUGGGUGUUGAGAAUUUUUUUCGCAAUACCUCCACGGAACCGAAGGACGGCACAGUCAGCGGUAGUGGCGAUAGUGGUCUCAGUCGGUUAAUAUCAAAGCCGCGUCGUGUUGCUAGUAGAUCAAUUAAGUUGAUCCUUAAGGAGGUAUUUUCCUGUCAUAUGUCACCAAACCAACUCUGGAAUUGGUUACCUGUGUGUGCAGAAUAUCUGAGGAGUUUGCGCUUCUGUGAGUACUUUGGUCGAUUCUUUUGUUGCGUGUGUCAUGCGAACACGCUAAUGGCGGUGCCAGGAGCUCUGUUGCAUUCGUGGAGUGGUGCCAUGUACCCCGUGAGCAAGUUCGCACGCGACCUCCUCAUCCGCGUACACAACCGCCCCCUCCUUCACUCCACCGAUUUUGGACCUGCCAUUCGUCGUAACCCUCCUUGGUCACUUCUGGAUGCCUGCCAACUCCGUCGCCAGGCUAUGGCUAUCAUCCCUUUUCUCAGGCUCUGUCCAGAUAGCUUCGACGUCUUGGCCAAGUUGGACAAGUUGCCUACGCACUGGGUCACCUGCACAGACAGGUGGAGUCUGUCAGAUCUCGUAUCGCUAGCUAACUCAUCGGAGAGCUCGCUCCAGAGCAUAUCAGGAUGCUUACGCUCGGCGCUUGAGGCCUGUGUGGCACACCUUUCCCAAUGUCUGCGUUGUCGCGCUAGAGGCCACCUUUGCGAAGUAUGUCACGCAGGACGCGUCCUUUUUCCCCACUUUGGGCAGGCAGACACACUAGUCUGCUCUGAUUGUGGCGCCUGCUUCCACCGUGCCUGUUUUGCGGCGAUGGAGGCAGUGGCGUCCAGGGAGUCGACCAUGACAACUCCUCUUGGAUCGUGCAACAGUGAUCCUGAUCGAAGCUCAUGUCCUCGCUGCAUCCGGCUGCGCAGACGACGCGAGCUAAGUGGCGCUUCUCUCACCUAG
Molecule: messenger RNA, 1785 nt
Organism: Hydatigera taeniaeformis
Lineage: Eukaryota; Metazoa; Platyhelminthes; Cestoda; Cyclophyllidea; Taeniidae
Source: the annotation of a GenBank genome assembly